AAACUCAAAAAUCGACUAACAACUAAAUUCUGUUCACUAGGAUACCUUGACAAUUGACGAUUAUUAGGCAUCGAAUAUAGAAUUUCAUGGAAAAGUGUAUCGUAUUUGGGGGCGUUUUUGGUAUCUAUUUUUCAUUCAUGAAAUUUCGUUUAGUGUACAAACAUAUGGUUUUUUAUUCUUCGAAUUGUCAUAAGUAUUAAGACAUUUGUUACUGACGUUGACAUUUAUGUUGGAGGUGCUAGUAUGCAUACAAUUGUUGUCCGGAAAUACUGUGUUACGGUGGAUGUUAUAACAAUGAAUAUUCUUUAAUAAUAGUCGUAAUAAAUUAUAAACAUUUUGGAAGCAGCAGAAUCAGCAGUGGAUACCAUUAUGGAGGGUGUUAAUGGGCAGCUGCAAACCAAAUAUCAAAAGAUUGCUACUGAAUACUCAAAAAUUCGUGCUCAAGCAAAUGUUCUAAAAAAGGCUGUGAUUGAUGAACAAGCACGUAAUGCAGAUAUUCGAGAACAGCUGAAGGAGAAAGAGGUAGAACUUCGAAGAGCAGAACAAGAAUUAGACAGUUUAUCCUUUCGAAAUCAGCAACUGACCAAACGUAUAACCGUAUUACAAGAAGAGCUGGAUAAAGUACAAAAUAAAUCUAAGAAAGGAAAGAAUAAAUUAUCUGAAAGUAAUAGUCAAUUAUCACCAUCUCCACCGCCAAAUCACAUCUUGAAUGAAGAAUUUCAAAAGAAAAUAGUUGAAAAUGCUCAAUUGUUAUCUCAAAUCAGUGACAAAGAUAGUGAAAUUGAAACUCUAAAUGAAAGAAUACAGCAAUUAGAAUAUAGAUUAGAUCAUAGUGAAAAAUCUAAAAUUGAAUUAGAAUGCCAGUAUCAAAAUACUAUAGACAAACUAGAAAGAGAAAGAAACGAAUUACAAAAAAGAUUAAAUGAUAGACAUAAACAAGAGGAAACUGUAUCAUGGUCUAGUAAUGAAGGUAAACGAGAUGGAUAUGAAUUUGAUACUAGAGUAGGACAUUCUAGUCAUUCUCAAAUAGAACCAUCUCCAUCCUCAUCGCCAUUAGCAUCACGUCGAUCAUCAAAAUCUCUUGGCGAAGGUCGUCCUCAUAAAGUACAAGAAGAAAAUAAUGAAUUUGAUUUUUCAAAAUCUUGUGACUUAGAAAAAGAAAUGAAUUAUUGGAAAUCACAGUAUCACAUACUUAAAAUAAAAUAUGAUGAAAUAGAACAAACAGAAUGCUUGAAACAGUUGCAACUCGAGAAUGAAUCGUUGCAACCUGCAGAAAUAAACCAUAUGAUCGGAAGACUAACCGUACCUUUUGCAAUACCAGAAGAAAUUGAAGCUCGGGAAGCAAAAAUCAGAGAUUAUUUUCUUCAAGAGAUCGAUAAGUUAAUAUCGGAAAAACAUAUAUACCAUGUGAAAAAUUUAGCUAUGGCUGCCAAUAGCGAAGUUAUGCAAGUUCAUUUAGACACAUGUGAAUCAAAAAGGGAGAAGUGUGAAUCUGCACUUUCAGAGGCACUUUCUAAUUGUAAUAUUUUGCAAAAAGAUAAAGAAACACAAGAAGGAAAUUAUAAAGCUCAACUUAGUACUAUGAGUGAACACCUUGCCAUCAUGAACGAAAAGCUUAUUUCACAAACAGAAGAAAUCCAACAAUUAAAAUUUCAACUUGCAAGCAAGAACAGUAAGAAAGGCAAACAGAAGUGAUAUAGAUCAGGUUGUUAAUGAAUAACUAAUAACAUUCCAACAGCAACAUACUUUAAUCAGAACUAUCAAUAUCUUUAAUUUUAUGUACAUAUGAAACUUACACGUGGUAAAUAGUAAUUACAAUUUUAAUCAUACUUUAAUUAAUAUACUAAAACGAUUUUGGAAUCUGUUUAGUAUAUGAAAUAAAAGUAAAAAUUAUUA
Molecule: messenger RNA, 1896 nt
Organism: Osmia bicornis bicornis
Lineage: Eukaryota; Metazoa; Arthropoda; Insecta; Hymenoptera; Megachilidae
Product: protein phosphatase 1 regulatory subunit 21
Exons: 5
Coding region: 370-1695 (441 amino acids)
Cellular component (GO): early endosome; membrane
Source: RefSeq, a predicted model, not a curated record